UAGACAGAGUCCUCACCCCAUUUCUCCGCCUUCAAGAAUUUAUUUUUUUCUUCUUCAAAAUUGAAUCUUUUCAGUGAACUUUUACUUUUUGGUCAAUCAAGAAGUGAAAUUACAGAGCAAAAGAAGAUAUAGUUUUGAAGAUGGCAGGUUAUAGAGGUGAUGAUGAGUAUGAUUACCUUUUCAAGCUUGUGUUGAUAGGUGAUUCAGGUGUGGGUAAAUCUAAUCUGCUUUCCAGGUUCACCAAAAAUGAAUUCAAUUUGGAGUCUAAAUCAACUAUUGGGGUUGAAUUUGCAACCAAAAGUCUUAAUAUUGAUGGUAAAGUUAUUAAAGCUCAGAUUUGGGAUACUGCUGGUCAAGAAAGGUAUCGUGCCAUUACGAGUGCUUAUUAUCGGGGAGCUGUCGGUGCUUUGCUCGUAUAUGAUGUUACUCGACAUGUUACCUUUGAAAACGUCAACAGGUGGUUGAAGGAAUUGAGAGACCAUACUGACCCUAACAUUGUAGUCAUGCUCCUAGGCAACAAAUCAGAUCUCCGACAUCUCGUGGCUGUUUCAACUGAAGAGGCUAAAUCUUUGGCAGAGAGGGAAGCCCUAUACUUCAUGGAAACUUCUGCAUUAGAAGCAACCAACGUUGAAAAUGCGUUUACUGAAGCUCUCACGCAGAUAUACCGGAUUGUCAGUAAGAAAGCAGUCGAGGCAGGGGACGAAGGUGCUACUUCAACCGCACCACCUAAAGGACAGACGAUUAACAUCAAAGAUGAAGGAUCUGCUUGGAAAAAGUUCGGGUGCUGUUCGAGCUAGGGCUCACGUAAGACAAUAGCUCAAGCUUUAUAUAUCAGUUGUAAAUUGUCAUUAAAUCAAUGAUUUCCUCUCCUGUUUUCUCUCACUUUGAGUAUCGCGCUUGUGGGAUAUAAGAUUUAUUCUAUAGUCAUGAGAAUACGCGAAGCAGCGUUCUCAUGAAAAAUUCCGAAGGAGGAUCAGGUACUGCUAGUUUCUAAUUACAGAAUGUCUAAACAAGGUCUUAGUUUUAUGUUUUCUGGUUGAUGGCUUGAAAAACUGGAGAUAUCUUUGCAAUAACCUGUUACCGAAUAUCUUCCUUUUUGUGUCGAAUUUACGUCUUAAUUAUUUUUCCCCUU
Molecule: messenger RNA, 1132 nt
Organism: Solanum pennellii
Lineage: Eukaryota; Viridiplantae; Streptophyta; Magnoliopsida; Solanales; Solanaceae
Product: ras-related protein YPT3
Exons: 2
Coding region: 141-797 (218 amino acids)
Cellular component (GO): endosome
Molecular function (GO): GTPase activity; GTP binding
Source: RefSeq, a predicted model, not a curated record